This is a messenger RNA of Yamadazyma jaroonii, 1935 nucleotides long. The record is from the annotation of a GenBank genome assembly. NCBI's taxonomy places the organism in Eukaryota, Fungi, Ascomycota, Pichiomycetes, Serinales, Debaryomycetaceae.
AUGACUGAUCUUAAUGAAAAAAUGAAUAACCUUUCAGUUCAAGAGAACACUUCAGGUCAAAAGCAAGGAGGAUACGUACCACCUCACAUGAGAAAUAGACCUCAAGGAUCUCAAAACUUCGAUAACCAAAGAUUUAAUUCAUUUGGUGGUAGUGGUAAUUAUAACAACGGAGGUUAUAAUAAAGGUGGUUACCGUAAUAAUAAUUAUGGUGGCGGAUACAAUAAUGGUGGUUAUAACAACGGUGGUUUUAACAACCGUCGUGGUGGAGGUUUCGGAGGUAACCGUGGAGGUUCAAGAUAUAAUAAACCAGGUGUUGGUAAAUGGGUUGAUGGUAAACAUGAACCAGCAGCCAAAGAUUCAGCUUUAGAAAUUGAAUUAUUUGGUAUUGCUGAUGAUCCAAAAUUCCAAUCUUCAGGUAUUAAUUUCGAUAAUUAUGAUGAAAUUCCAGUUGAUGCUUCAGGUGAUGAUGUUCCUGAACCAAUUACUUCAUUUACUGCUCCUCCAUUGGAUGCUUUAUUGGUUGAAAAUAUUACUUUAUCAAGGUUUACCAGACCAACUCCAGUUCAAAAAUAUUCUGUUCCAAUUGUUGCUGCUGGUAGAGAUUUAAUGGCUUGUGCUCAAACAGGUUCUGGUAAAACUGGUGGUUUCUUAUUCCCAGUUUUAUCUGAAUCUUAUAUGAAUGGACCAGCUCCAACUCCUGAACAAACUGGUGCUUUCUCUUCUAAUAAAGUUUAUCCAACUGCUUUAGUCAUGGCUCCAACUAGAGAAUUAGUUUCACAAAUUUAUGAUGAAGCUAAAAAAUUUAGUUACAGAUCAUGGGUUAAACCAGUUGUAGUUUAUGGAGGUGCUGAUAUUGGUACUCAAAUCAGAAGUUUAGAAAGAGGUUGUGAUUUAUUAGUUGCUACUCCAGGUAGAUUAAAAGAUUUAUUAGAAAGAGGUAAAGUUUCUUUAGCUAAUAUUAAAUAUUUAGUUUUAGAUGAAGCUGAUAGAAUGUUAGAUAUGGGUUUCGAACCUCAAAUUAGACAUAUCGUUGAACAAUGUGAUAUGCCAGGUGUUCAAGAUAGACAAACUUUAAUGUUUUCUGCUACUUUCCCAAGAGAAAUUCAAAUGUUAGCUAAAGAUUUCUUGAAAGAAUAUAUUUUCUUAUCAGUUGGUAGAGUUGGUUCAACCUCAGAAAACAUUACUCAAAAAGUUUUAUAUGUUGAAGAUGAAGAAAAGAAAUCUGUUUUAUUAGAUUUAUUAAGUGCUAAUGAUAAUGGAUUAACUAUUAUUUUCACUGAAACUAAAAGAAUGGCUGAUAAUUUAGCUGAUUUCUUAUAUGAUCAAGGAUUCCCAGCCACUGCUAUUCAUGGUGAUAGAUCACAAUAUGAAAGAGAAAAAGCUUUAGCUGCUUUCAAAAAUGGUAAAGCUCCAAUUUUAGUUGCUACUGCCGUUGCUGCUAGAGGUUUAGAUAUUCCAAAUGUUUCACAUGUUGUUAAUUUCGAUUUACCAAGUGAUAUUGAUGAUUAUGUUCAUAGAAUUGGUAGAACUGGUAGAGCUGGUAAUGUUGGUAUUGCUACUGCUUUCUUUAACAGAAAUAAUAAAAAUAUUGUUAAAGGAUUAACUGAAUUAUUAACUGAAGCUAAUCAAGAAGUUCCAGAUUUCUUAACUAAAAUUGCUAGAGAAUCUGCUUUUGGUGGAAAAUCUGGUAGAGGUGGUAUGGGAUCAAGAGGUGGUAGAUCAGGACCAACUAGAGAUUUUAGAAGAGGUGGAAAUUCUUAUGGUUCAGGAAGUUCAAAUUGGGGUUCAGGAGGUUCAGGAAGUUCCAAUUGGGGUUCAUCACCUGCUCCUUCAAAUGGAGGUUAUAGUAAUUCUCGUUCAAAUGGUAAUUAUGGUAAUUACGGUAACUCUAAUGCAAGUUACGGUAAUUCUCAAUCAGGUAAUUCCUGGUGGUAA